UGUGAAACAUGUGGUCGCCUUCCGACGGCCCAUGAGGACAGUUGAAUAUUUUGAGAGGAAGAUUAUAUGCUGCUACCAGCAUUCCAGGCUCAGCUGAAGUGCUGGACAUAUCCCAUAUCCCAGCCGAGAGGACCCGCAACUUCAGUGUUAUUGCACACAUUGACCAUGGCAAGAGCACCCUGGCAGACAGGCUACUAGAGAUCACUGGUGCUAUCUCGGCGGACUCGCGGAACAUGCAGGUGCUGGACCGGCUGCAGGUGGAGCGCGAGCGCGGUAUCACCGUCAAGGCGCAAACAGCGUCCCUGUUCUACACACACAACGGCGAGGAAUAUUUGCUCAACCUGAUUGAUACUCCAGGACACGUAGACUUCAGUUACGAGGUGUCCCGAUCAUUGCAGGCGUGUCAGGGCGUGGUGCUGCUGGUGGAUGCCAACAAGGGCGUGCAGGCGCAGACUGUGGCCAACUUCUACCUGGCUUUCACCAGCGAGCUGGCCAUCGUGCCAGCCGUCAACAAGAUCGACCUACGCCACGCCGACCCGGACCGAGCCGUGGCGCAGAUGCAGCGUCUGUUCGACUGCGACCCGGACAAGAUCUGCCGGAUAUCGGCCAAGCUGGGUACGAACGUGGAGUCUGUGCUGACAUCGGUGAUAACCGAGGUGCCGGCGCCCGUCCACUGCCGCCGCGAUGCGCCCACACGCGCUCUCAUCUUCGACACGUGGUUUGACCGGUACAAGGGCUGCGUGCCGCUGGUGGCGGUGGUGGACGGUCAGCUGGCGGCCGGGGACGUGGUGGUCUCGCAGCAGUCAAGCCGCGCGUACGAGGUCCGCGAGGUGGGCCUGCUGCGACCGCACGAGACGCCCGUCCAGCGUCUGUUUGCCGGUCAGGUGGGCUACAUACACGCCAACAUCCGGACGGCGAGCGAGGCUCAGGUGGGCGACACGCUGGGCCUGCGAGGCCAUCAGAUCACGCCCUUCUCCGGCUUCAAGCGCGCCAAGCCAAUGGUGUACGCCGGCCUGUACCCGAUGGACCAGUCGCAGGUGCCCAGUCUGCGCAGCGCCAUCCAGCGGCUCACGCUGAACGACUCCAGUGUCAGCGUUCAGGUGGAGUCCAGCGCGGCGCUGGGCCAGGGCUGGCGGCUGGGCUUCUUGGGUCUGCUGCACAUGGACGUGUUCACCCAGCGGCUGGAGCAGGAGUAUGACUCGGAGGUGGUGGUCACCUCGCCGAGCGUGCCCUACAGAGCCAAGGUGCAUGGCGCCAAGAACAUCAAACACUAUGGCAGUGAGGAGAUUUCCAUUAACGGUCCGGCUCAGUUUCCGGACGUGUCGACCGUCUCCGAGUUCAUGGAGCCCAUGGUGACGGGCACCAUCAUCACACCUGUUCUUCUGGGCAGCAAGUGA
Messenger RNA from Pollicipes pollicipes, 1397 nucleotides. Its product is annotated as translation factor GUF1, mitochondrial. Gene Ontology annotation, molecular function: GTP binding; mitochondrial ribosome binding; GTPase activity. The transcript is spliced from 12 exons. Bases 234 to 1397 code for a protein of 387 amino acids. Gene Ontology annotation, cellular component: mitochondrion. The record is from RefSeq and is a predicted model, not a curated record. Gene Ontology annotation, biological process: positive regulation of translation. NCBI's taxonomy places the organism in Eukaryota, Metazoa, Arthropoda, Thecostraca, Pollicipedomorpha, Pollicipedidae.